AUGGAUCUCGAACUGCGUGAACGGGGCUCCAAGCCCUCGGUCGCAGACCACAACAACAGCUAUGAAAUAAGUACGGAUGAUAGAGAUCUGAUCAGAUUAGGCAAAAGGCCAGUUUUAAAGAGAACCUUUGGCUUCAUGUCCAUUCUGGGAUUCUCAUGCACCGUCUUGAUUACAUGGGAGGGAAUUAUGAUUGUCUCAACUCAAAGCCUCGUAAACGGCGGCCCAGGAGGUGUCCUAUGGGGUUAUCUUAUUGUUUGGCUCGGGAGCAUCUCUACUUAUAGCGUCCUCUCAGAACUAGCCUCCAUGGCGCCAACUUCAGGAGGACAAUACCACUGGGUGGCGAUGUUGUCACCAGAGUCAUCGAGAAACUUUCUAAGCUACAUCACCGGUUGGAUGACAUUUGCAGGAUGGCAGGCGGUACCAGCCUCCGCAGCUUAUCUAAUUGGUUCCCUACUCCAAAGUGUGAUCAUACUCUUCGUUCCCGACUAUGUUCCUCAGCCAUGGCAAACCAUGAUGUUCUUGUGGGUCAUUCUUGCCUUUGCGGUCCUCAUCAACACUGUCGCUAGCAAGACCUUGUCACAGUUUGAGGGCUUGAUUUUGGUUUUACACAUCUUGGGCUUCUUCGCCAUCUUGAUCCCUUUCGUUUACCUAGCUCCCCACGGGGACUCUUCAGUCUUUACGACAUUUCUAAACGGAGGAGAAUGGCCGACAAUGGGUCUAUCUUUCAUGGUCGGCCUUCCAGCUUCAGUCUUCUCUCUCGUCGGUGCAGACUCUGCCGUGCACAUGGCUGAAGAGAUUAAGAACGCCUCUGUUGUUGUCCCACGUGCUGUUCUGUUCAGCCUGGGAAUCAAUGGAAUCCUUGGACUAGCCAUGUUGCUAGCCUAUCUGCUUUGUCUUGGGGAUAUUGAUGCCGCGUUGGAGGCUCAAUAUACGCUAGGCUACCCGUUCCUUCAAGUCUUCUGGAACGGGACAGGAUCAAGAAACGGUGCGGGGGUUAUGGGACUCAUCAUUGUCAUACUCGGCAUCUGCAGCACUGUUGGCGUUCUGGCGUCUUCAUCCAGGAUGCUCUGGUCUUUUGCCAGAGAUCGAGGGGUACCCUUCUGGAAGUACUUUGUCAGGCUCCACAGCCGAACAGCAAUUCCGAUAUACACCGUGGGAUUCACGACCCUUGUGUCCGUUCUUCUCUCACUCAUCACCCUCGGCUCGAGCGUCGCCUUCAGCAAUAUUGUCAACCUCAGCGCAGUCGGCCUCUACUCGUCGUACCUGCUCUGCUGCGCACUACUUCUCUGGCGGCGCCUACAACCGAAUGGCAUUCGGUCCUAUAAUGACGAGACGACGCAUGUCGGUCCUAACAGCCUACAAUGGGGGCCUUGGAGAAUACCAGGUAUUUUUGGUAUAGUCAACAACACGUUUGCUUGCAUUUACUUGUUCGUUGUCUGGUUCUUCGCGUUCUGGCCUCCCAUCCCCGAAGUGACACCUGAAAGCAUGAACUUUAGUGCCUUGACUUGGGGCGGAACACUGCUUUUUGCCAUUGUCUGGUAUUUUGCGGUGGGGAGAAAGGAAUAUACCGGACCGGUCGUGGAAAUACAACUCUGA
Messenger RNA from Clonostachys rhizophaga, 1596 nucleotides. The record is from the annotation of a GenBank genome assembly. Lineage: Eukaryota; Fungi; Ascomycota; Sordariomycetes; Hypocreales; Bionectriaceae.